This is a messenger RNA of Suncus etruscus (white-toothed pygmy shrew), 3596 nucleotides long. RefSeq names its product polycystin 2, transient receptor potential cation channel (gene PKD2). Gene Ontology annotation, cellular component: membrane. The record is from RefSeq and is a predicted model, not a curated record. Bases 1 to 2931 code for a protein of 976 amino acids. Gene Ontology annotation, molecular function: voltage-gated calcium channel activity; voltage-gated sodium channel activity; potassium channel activity. The transcript is spliced from 15 exons. Gene Ontology annotation, biological process: potassium ion transmembrane transport; detection of mechanical stimulus; release of sequestered calcium ion into cytosol. NCBI's taxonomy places the organism in Eukaryota, Metazoa, Chordata, Mammalia, Eulipotyphla, Soricidae.
AUGGUGCACUCGCGCCGCGUGCGUCCGCAGCCGCCCGAGGACGCCGCGAGGCCGGCGCUGGCGGGGGCGCUGGCGGGGGCGCUGGCGCUGGCGGCGGGCCCGGGCCGGCUGACGUCCGGCGGCGGCCUGCGCGAGGCGCGCGGCCUGGACAUGGAGAUGGAGCGGCUGCGGCAGGCGGCGGCGCGGGACCCCCCGGCCGGAGCUUCGGCCUCUCCGUCGCCGCCGCCGGCGUCGUGCUCGCGGCAGGCGUGGAGCCGCGACAACCCGGGCUUCGAGGCGGAGGAGGACGAGGACGAGGAGGUGGAGGGCGAGGACGGCGGCACGGUGGUGGAGAUGGACGUGGAGUGGCGGCCGGGCAGCCGCCGCGCGGCCUCGGCCUCGGGCUCCGGCUCCGGCUCCGGAUCGGGCUCCGGCUCGGGCUCGGCGGGCGCGCGGGGCCGCGGGCUGGGCCCGGGCUACCCCGGCGCGGGCCCCGCGGGCGGGCGGCGGCGGCGGCGCGAGGAGCCGGGCCCGGCGGGCGGCGGCGGCAGCCCCGGGGGCCCCGGGGACCUGCGGCCGCGCCCCCGCGCCCGGGACGCCCCGGCCUGGCGCGAGACGCUGCUCCGGGCGCUGCGAGGUCUGUGGGGAACCAGCCUCAUGCAGGAAAACAGCACUAAUCGAGAGAAGUACCUUCGGAGUGUUCUGCGGGAACUCAUCACAUUCCUCCUGUUUCUCAUAGUCCUGUGCAUCUUGACCUAUGGAAUGAUGAGCUCCAGCAUCUAUUACUACACUCGCCUAAUGUCGCAGCUCUUCCUCGACACGCCGGUGUCCAAGACAGAGAAGUCCACCUUUAAAACUCUCUCUUCCAUGGAGGACUUCUGGAAGUUCACAGAGGGCGCCUUGCUGGAUGGUCUAUACUGGAAGACACAGGCCAGCAAUGGAUCCGAUGCAGACAACCGUACGUUCAUCUACUCCGAGAAUCUGCUGCUUGGGCUGCCACGCCUCCGGCAGCUCAGGGUCAGAAACGGCUCCUGCUCCAUCCCCCAGGACCUGAGGGACGAGAUCACCGAAUGCUACGACAUCUACUCUCCUGCCAGCGAGGACAGGGCACCCUUCGGGCCUCGGAAUGGGACUGCAUGGACCUAUACAAGUGAGAAGGACUUGAAUGGGAGUAGCCACUGGGGCCUGAUGGCCACCUACAGUGGUGCCGGCUACUACCUGGACUUGUCAAAAACCAGGGCAGAGGCGGCUGCUCAGAUCUCGACACUCAGGAAGCACAGGUGGCUGGACCAAGGAACCAGGGCAGUCUUUGUGGACUUCUCCAUGUACAACGCCAACAUCAACUUGUUCUGCGUGAUCAGGUUAUUGGUUGAAUUCCCAGCAACAGGAGGUGUGAUUCCAUCUUGGCAGUUUCAGCCUAUAAAACUGAUGCGCUAUGUCACGACGUUUGAUUUCUUCCUGGCAGCCUGUGAGAUUAUCUUUUGUGUCUUUAUCCUUUACUAUGUGGUGGAAGAGAUACUGGAAAUUCGCAUUCACAAGCUACAGUAUUUCAGAAGUUUCUGGAAUUGCCUGGAUGUCGUGAUCAUUGUGCUAUCAGUGAUAGCUAUAGGAAUUGAUAUCUAUAGGACAUCGAACGUAGAGGUGCUGCUGCAAUUUCUGGAAGAUCAAAAUACAUUCCCCAACUUUGAGCAUCUGGCCUACUGGCAAAUCCAGUUCAACGGUGUAACAGCUGUCAUCGUGUUUUUUGUCUGGAUCAAGCUCUUCAAAUUCAUCAAUUUCAACAGGACCAUGAGCCAGCUGUCCACUACCAUGUCUCGAUGCGCCAAGGACCUCUUUGGCUUUGCUAUUAUGUUUUUCAUCAUCUUCUUAGCAUAUGCUCAGUUGGCAUACCUUGUCUUUGGCACACAAGUUGAUGACUUCAGCACUUUCCAAGAGUGUAUUUUCACUCAGUUCCGUAUCAUUUUGGGUGAUAUCAACUUCGCAGAAAUUGAGGAAGCUAAUCGAGUUUUGGGACCAAUUUAUUUCACUACCUUUGUGUUCUUUAUGUUCUUCAUUCUUUUGAAUAUGUUUUUGGCCAUCAUCAAUGAUACUUACUCUGAAGUUAAAUCUGAUUUAGCCCAACAGAAAGCUGAAAUGGAACUCUCAGAUCUGAUUAGAAAGGGUUACCAUAAAGCCUUGGUUAAACUAAAGCUGAAAAAAAACACUGUGGACGAUAUCUCAGAGAGUCUGCGGCAAGGAGGUGGCAAGUUAAACUUCGAUGAACUGCGACAAGAUCUCAAAGGGAAGGGCCAUACUGAUGCAGAGAUUGAGGCGAUUUUCACCAAGUAUGACCAAGAUGGAGACCCAGAACUGACAGAACAUGACCAUCAACAAAUGAGAGACGACUUGGAGAAAGAGAGGGAGGACCUAGACUUGGACCACGGCUCUUUGCCACGUCCCCUGAGCAGCCGCAGCUUUCCCCGAAGCCUGGAUGACUCAGAGGAGGAGGAGGACGAGGACAGUGGGCACAGCUCCCGGAGGAGGGGCAGCAUCUGCAGCAGCGUCUCCUACGAGGAGUUUCAGGUGCUCGUGAGGCGCGUGGACCGGGUGGAACACUCCAUUGGCAGCAUCGUGUCCAAGAUUGACGCCGUGAUCGUGAAGCUGGAGAUCAUGGAAAGAACCAGGCUCAAGAGGAGAGAGGUGCUGGGAAGGCUGUUGGACGGAGUGGCAGAGGAUGAACGGCUGGGUCGGGACAGCGAGGUUCACAGAGAGCAGAUGGAGCGGCUUGUGCGAGAAGAGUUGGAACGCUGGGACUGUGAUGAUGCAGCUCCUCAGAUAAGUCACGGCCUGGGUAGCCCAGGGGCCCCCGCUGGCCAGCCUCAGCCCAGGGGCUCCUGCCCCUCCUCCUCACAGCCUGCAGAAGGAGUGGAAGGUGGCGGAGCGGCUGUUGGGAGCUCCGACACCCACAUUUAGGCAGAUUCCGUGUGUGUUCCUCAUGGAGCGGUUGGACAUCCCAUCUUUCACAAGGGUGAGGUCUGUCUUCAUUGUCGUCAGCCCUGCACUUUAAUUUAUUUUAGAUAGAAACUUCCCAUGGAGCAAAGAUGUUUUCCUUCUCAGAAAUCAAGGUGUAAAUAUUGAGGAAACAAAAUUUGUGCCAAGUGCAUCAAGUGGGAUGCCCACCUCCGAUGAUGAGGCUCUCACUUAACAGUGAAGGAGCUUUGGAUUAGUGGGAGAGAACUGUCAAAAGGCUUUUGAAUUUUCUUUUCCCUUUUUUGCUUUUGGGGUCACAGCCAGUAGUGCUCCAGGGUUAAGCCUCUGUGCGUGGGCGUCACCUCCAGCAUUGCUGAGGAAAUGGGGCAAUGCUGGGGAUGGAACCUUGGCCUCCUGCAUGCCAGGACUGCACUCAACCCGUUGAAUUUUUUUCUCGGCCCUGAGAUUUAUUUUCAGCCACAGAGAUCACUGUUUAUUGUCGCCCUGUGUGCAUGUAAAGUUGUGUUUCUAUGCAAGCUUCUGUCCUGGGCAUCAGGCAUCAGGAAGGCUUUUGUUCCUAAAGGAGCCUUAUAUUUCAACUAUCUUCUGGGGGUAAACUUUACUGAAAGACGACAUGAAAGAGAACUCCAGAGUAGCUAAUAGGCAUG